GUCAUUCUAGCUGCCUGCUGCCUCCGCAGCGUCCCUCUAGCUCUCUCUGUGCUAACUGCCUGCGCCUUAGACAGACAGGAUGCGCAAAGCAGAAGGAUUAGUUGGGACCUGCCUUGGUGACCCCAUGGCAUCCCCCAGAACCGUAACUGUCGUGGCCCUCUCAGUGGCCCUGGGACUCUUCUUUGUUUUCAUGGGGACUAUCAAGUUGACCCCCAGGCUCAGCAAGGAUGCCUACAGUGAGAUGAAACGUGCUUACAAGAGCUAUGUCCGAGCCCUCCCUCUGCUGAAGAAAAUGGGGAUCAAUUCCAUUCUCCUCCGCAAAAGCAUUGGUGCUCUUGAGGUGGCCUGUGGCAUUGUCAUGACCCUUGUGCCUGGGCGUUCCAAAGAUGUGGCCAACUUCUUCCUACUCUUGCUGGUGUUGGCUGUGCUCUUCUUCCACCAGCUAGUCGGUGAUCCUCUCAAACGCUACGCCCAUGCCCUGGUGUUUGGGAUCCUGCUCACCUGCCGCCUGCUGAUUGCCCGCAAGCCGGAAGAUCGGUCUUCUGAGAAGAAGCCCUCACCACCACCAGCGAAUGCAGGGAAUGCCGAGGAGCAGCCCUCCUUAUAUGAGAAAGCCCCUCAGGGCAAAAUGAAGUUGUCAUAGGAAAGCGGAAGUGCUAAAAGUGGACCUUCCAGGCAGUUGCCUCCAUGACACCCAGGAAGAUGUUACCGUGUUUUUCAUUUGAUUUAUUUAUCUUGGGGGAAAGGGAAAAAUAUAAUCUGCAAGUUAAUGGCCCUAUUGGCUUGUGUACACCUAUACCCUAAAAUGACCUCCCCACAUAGACAUAUGUGCACCACUUUUAAUCACUCUGGGGCAACGCUCACAUCUUGCUGCAUGUACAUGUAUAUGGCUAACUAUUGAAGUGUAUUUGUGAGAUGGACUCCAGCAAGCAUGUGACUGUGAGAUUGUGUGUGGGAAAAUGUAUUUACUGUGUGUGUGUGCACACACGCACAUGCAGAGGAGAAGGCUCUGAUCUUGAACUAAUCCUGCAUUGGUAUCCUUCCCUUUAUAGACUGAUUCUAGCCAAGGCAGAAUAAAAUAAACCUCCUAUAAAGAGAAUCCUGCUUCUGGUAUAAAACAAAUGAUGUAUUCCCAUGGGAUGGGGGAAUCCCUCGAUAGAUUAAGCUGAAAACUUAAACCUACCACUUUAGGAAAAAGCUUCUUCAAUUUGAGACACUGAGUUAUAUGAAAAAUUAAUUAGCCUCGACUUUAACAGUUGUUUAACUUCUAAAUACUCCGUAUUGAGUUUAAUGAAAAUAAGGGAUAUAUGCAGUCAUUAGAUAAUCUAAUCCUUCAAGUGAUAAAAUUGGAAGUUUCACCUUGCCUUUGUCUGAACCCAACCUACUAAGCUCCUUUACUCACAGUUUGAAACUGAAGCAGUAAAUUUGUUACCAGACAUCUUUUUUCGGAUUUUCUUAAGCCAAAAGCUGCCUCACUUCCACUGUUCUCAGCAGCUAACCAGCAUUUGGCAGCUGCUCCACUGUUGCGAUUGAGGGAGCAGGGAUUAGUCCUAUUAGAAGUCUGUGAAUCUCAAACUCUACCGUUCUCUUAAAUCAUCUGAAAUUUGACAGAGGAGCUGUAUCCAGUGUUUCCCCGCCGAACAGAUUCACUACUCCUACUGAAUCUUCACUGAACUUUGCUAGUGUAAACAAAGAUCCAAGUUACCCCCACGGUUGUCUCCCCUACACCUUUUUAUCAUUCUGGUGGGUGGAGUUUAGCUGGGGGAAGGACAUUUGAUAUGGGUUAGUUGGAUUGAGCAGUAUGAAAAUUUGCUUUCUUCAUUACAUACUGCUGUGUGUCCUUGUUGAUGUGCUUUGAUGGUUUUAAUAUUAUUGUGCCAGAGAUGGGGAAAGGGGUGGGGGUGUUGUGUGUGGGGGGAGUACAAAUUAUUGUAUUUUCUUCAAUGUCAUUGUUCUUGUUAAUUGAUACCUCUCUGUCUUAUUUCUUUCAUUCUUUCAAAAUAAAAAUUUUUGAAAUUUGGA
Molecule: messenger RNA, 2022 nt
Organism: Ceratotherium simum simum (southern white rhinoceros)
Lineage: Eukaryota; Metazoa; Chordata; Mammalia; Perissodactyla; Rhinocerotidae
Gene: TMEM35A
Product: transmembrane protein 35A
Biological process (GO): chaperone-mediated protein complex assembly; positive regulation of protein localization to cell surface
Cellular component (GO): endoplasmic reticulum
Molecular function (GO): acetylcholine receptor regulator activity
Source: RefSeq, a predicted model, not a curated record